UUAGUACUUUGAACUCGAGUAUAGUACAUGAAGUACGAGUGCAAAUCGGUAUAUUGUAUACAGAUAAGAAAGAUAGAAUACACAACAGGGACACUUUUAAAAUAGGUUCAUUUUUCUUAUAUCCGGGUAAUAGGAAGGCUUUUCAAUCAAGGAUGAAAGCAUUUGUUUUUGUAGCUUGUAUCAUAGUACUUCAGUCGUAUAUUGUAACGGGAGAUCCAUGGAGAGUAAAGGAGACAAAUACGAGUGUUACAAUAAGUACGGAAUAUAUUAGAAUAGUUGCAAACAAAGCACCAUGGAAUCUGAAGGUCUACAACUCUAUCACCCGGGAACUCAUCAUAUCUGAAACUACAAACGAGAAGCAAAAACUGGGUUAUGGUGUUUGGAAGGGACAGUACCUCCAGUUAUUUGAGGGCUAUCUGACACGAAUUGGGUAUAUAAAAGAAUGGCACUCAGUAACAAACCUAUUAUCUUGGCAAAAAGUUCCAGGAGGUGUUCAGUUUGGUAUACUCGGCAGCGAUCCUGCGAAACAUGUUCUUGUUUUUACGAUUUUUGACAUAUUUGAAUAUCAGUUUUCUUUCACUGCAACAGUGGAUGAUAUGUACAACAGGGUUGGUUUUGGAUUUGACAUCAUGGACAAAGGUGACGUUCAUGAAGGUUUCUUUGGAUUUGGCGCGAGGUAUGACACGGUUAAUCAACGUGGUAAAGAUACGGGUGUAUAUGUGGAGGAAGGGUCAUUCGGAUAUGGCAAUUCCGACAAAGACAUAUGGUUCCCAGAUGUCACAAAGCCGACUUCAUGGGCUCCUAUGCCAGUGGGGAUCUCUUCCAGGGGGUAUGGUAUACAGAUGGACAUGUCAUACAGAACCUCAUUUGAUUCGAAAACGAACACCAGUGUUAUGUGGAUGGUUGCUGAGACCUCUGAAAUGAAUGCAACAUUCUUUAUUACUUCUAAUACAAAGCAUGCCCUUGAAUUGAUCACCAAAAAGAAUGGGAGGUCCUUAGUUCCACCACCUUGGCAAUUUGGACCAUGGAAUCAACUUGGAAGUGAAGUGGACGGCGUUGGUCUUGUAGAGAGAGCACGACAACUUCUGUUUCGAGAUGACAUACCCUUCUCACAUUGUGUUAAUACAGUUCACUUCUUCCCAGAUGGGGAGGAUAUAAAUGAUACAGCCCUUCAGGAGGAAAAUGCACAGCUUUUGAAACUAGGAAUCAAGACAACUGCUUAUUUCAACCCUAUGGUAUCUACGAGAUUCAAUGGAACAUACGACGAGGCAGCCCAACAUGGUUAUUUGGUUAAAACUGAAGAUGGGCUUCCAUACAACUUCUCAUACCACGCAGCAAAAAAUUUCUACGUGUCUGAAGUUGAUUUCACAAACCCAGAUGCUGUUUUGUGGUACCAGAAACAGUUGCAGAAGGGGAUUGACGCUGGGUUUAAAGGAUGGAUGUAUGAUUAUGCAGAAUAUACACCUUCAAAUUCAGUCGCAUAUGAUGGUUCACCUGGACUGGAGUUUCACAAUAGAUAUGUUGUACUGUAUCAGAAAGCAUGCUGGGAUUUCCUUAAUAGUUUAGAAGAUGGACCUAGGGGAAUAUACGCACCGGAUUACGUAUUUUAUGUCAGAUCAAGCUAUUUGGGUUCUCAGAAAUACACAUGGGCACAUUGGACCGGAGAUCCAGACUGUGACUGUAUGACGAGAGUGAUGGUCGUUUUCGAAUUGGAUUUGAUGCUUUUCUUCCUGGAGGAAAUGAUGUCAAAAUAUCAGCACCAUUGGACACAUGUCCAAUGCUAGUAGUUGCAGGGAGUAUCGUACCUGCUUUGGACCCUUGUGUGAUGACAUUGAACACUGCCUCCAAUCCAAAUGUAACAACUUGGAAUGACUUGAAGCAUAUAAUGAAUCUUUGGGUAUGGGCUAACGAGUCGUUUGAAGCGAGGGGACAGAACUGGGAUGGAGCAUUGUACUCUCUGAAGAACGUAUCGCUUCAUGGUAUUGAGUUCAGUGUAAAGGAAUCGCAAGCAAAUCGAACUAAUGUUGUCCAGAUCACAGGGAACUGGCAAGGCCCACCAGAAAUGAUAGUGAAUAAGCAAACAAAAGAUAAGAUCCAACUGGUGGAUAGCUGGAAAGAUGUCGCUAAUGAUAGUCGCACUACGUGCUGGACAUUCGAUAAAGAGUUGAGAACUUUAUGGAUACGACUUAUCCCAAAUGUCUAUGUGGUUACAAUUACAGUGUAGAUGAUAAGAAAAACGCAAAUGCCUGGUAUCCCUUAACUCCCACUUAGGUAGCAACACAAUAUAAUGAACUGUAUUUUAUUUUAAAGAAUAUACAGUUGUAACAAAGAAGAGUGCAUUUAUUUUCUUUUGUU
This is a messenger RNA of Owenia fusiformis, 2355 nucleotides long. The record is from the annotation of a GenBank genome assembly. Lineage: Eukaryota; Metazoa; Annelida; Polychaeta; Sabellida; Oweniidae.